UAAGGUGUGCGUCCCAUCGUUUCUUCCGUCCGCGCUAACGUCACGCGCUUCAAAGUCACAGUUCACAGAAACGUUAGCUUGAGCUGCAAAACGUCAGUGACUUUGAUGAACCUCAGUUGCUUGCUGUUGUUGAGAUCGUUCAUUGUUUCUCCCCAAAAUUACAACGAAAACACACUUUCGUUUAUGGGACUUUGCUGUCCCCUGGUGGACUUAAGGGAUACUGCAGCAAAUCUUUAAAUUGUUUUAAAUAAUUUGUUACACGUCGUAGCAGGAUUCCGCAUCAAAAUCACAACCCAUUGUUAAAAUGUUUCAGAACAGGACAUCGAACAGAACCGUCGAUUAUUGUUUAUAUAAAGUUUUGCCCAAACGCAGUGGCGUUUGUCCCACACUGGCUUCCGUCCGCAGCUCGGCUUUUCAAAGUUCGGCGGGCUCGUUUGUUUUGGACUCCAGCGAUUUCUCGAUCGGGUGAGUGACUCCGCGGUCUGAACAAAAACUGGCGACUUCGGUGAAAAUCACGGAGUCUGUUCUUUGCGUCGCCACGUCGCGUCGCAGAGUGACGCUAAGCUGUUAGCUAAAGCUGCUAAUGCUACACCGACCAGCCGUGUGGUUCAUCGACGUCACGUGUGGCAGGAUCAGCUCGGUCUCAGGACGCGUCUUCGAUCAUUCUGCUCGACCGUCGGCCCCAGUUGCGCGACCGGCUCUGUGUUCCACGGGAGGAUGGAAACUCCAGAAAAGAAAAGCGGCGGGGGGUCAGUGAGGACCCCCGGAGCGGGGCGCGCGAGGGCCCCCGGCAGCAACGGGGGGACCCCCAUCACCAUCCCCGCGUCUCCCUUCAUGAAGAAGUUGGGCUGCGGCACUGGCGUGAGCGUCUACCUCAUGCACAGAGCCGGGGAGAUGAACGCCUCCCCCUGGGCAGUGAAGAAGAUCAACAGCCAGUGUCCGUCCAGGCAGCUGCAGGUCUACCAGAGGAGGCUGAGCGAGGAGGCCAAGCUGCUGCGAGGCCUCCAUCACCCCAACAUCGUGGGGUUUCGUGCCGUCGCCACCGCCAAGGACGGCUCCAAGUGUCUGGCCAUGGAGUACGGCGGCGAGCAGUCGCUCAACGACCUGAUCGAGAAGCGGAGGGAGGCGGGGCUGGGGCCCUUUCCUGCCGACAGGAUCGAGAGGGUGGCGCUGCACGUGGCGCGAGGCCUGCAGUAUCUCCACAACGAGAAGAGGCUGCUGCACGGAGACAUGAAGUCCUGCAACGUGGUGGUGGCCGGUGACUUCCAGACUGUGAAGCUCUGCGACGUGGGCGUGUCCCUGCUACUGGACGAGAACAUGCGGGUGUCGGACCCCGAGGCCGAGUACGUAGGCACGGAGCCCUGGAAGCCCAGGGAGGCUCUGGAGGACGGAGAGAUCAGCGACAAGGCCGACAUCUUUGCCUACGGCCUGACGCUGUGGGAGAUGAUGACGCUCAGCAUGCCUCACCUGGAGAUGCUGGGCGAGGAGGAGGAGGAUGAAGAAGAAGAGAGCUUCGACGAGGACGCCUACUAUGAGCGGCUGGGGACGCGGCCGCCGCUGGACGCCGAGCUGCUCGGCAGCACCUACCGCAGGAUGGUGGAGCUGUUCUACGUCUGCACGGAGGAAGACCCCGGGCGGAGGCCGGCGGCCGCCCAGGUGGUGCAGGCUCUGGAGGGCGGCGCCUCGCUGGACGACGAGGUCAUCGUGCUGGACUAGCAGCCGCCCAGCAGAGGGCGCACUGACAGGCUGGAGAACCGACGGGGCUGUCGCUGCACCACGAACCGAACCCGAGGUACGCCUGACCCGUCAGCUGUUCGGCUGCUUCCCGAGUGACAGUCAUGUGACCCUCCUCUUUGCUGCUGAGCCGCCACACGCCCUCCACUGGUCAAACACCGCCAAG
Synchiropus splendidus (mandarinfish) is the source of this 1900-nucleotide messenger RNA. RefSeq names its product PDZ binding kinase (gene pbk). The record is from RefSeq and is a predicted model, not a curated record. Gene Ontology annotation, biological process: protein phosphorylation. Bases 718 to 1716 code for a protein of 332 amino acids. The transcript has 7 exons. Lineage: Eukaryota; Metazoa; Chordata; Actinopteri; Syngnathiformes; Callionymidae. Gene Ontology annotation, molecular function: protein serine/threonine kinase activity; ATP binding.